This is a messenger RNA of Amblyraja radiata (thorny skate), 962 nucleotides long. Its product is annotated as P protein-like. The record is from RefSeq and is a predicted model, not a curated record. Lineage: Eukaryota; Metazoa; Chordata; Chondrichthyes; Rajiformes; Rajidae. Gene Ontology annotation, biological process: transmembrane transport; melanocyte differentiation; melanin biosynthetic process. The coding region runs from base 8 to 565 and encodes 185 amino acids. The transcript has 6 exons. Gene Ontology annotation, cellular component: melanosome membrane.
GAUUGCCAUGUUGGGUGCCAUUUGGUUGCUGGUGCUGGCAGACGUCCAAGACUUUGAGAUAAUACUGCACAGAGUAGAAUGGGCAACGCUGCUUUUCUUUGCUGCACUAUUUGUCCUGAUGGAGGCACUGGCCAACUUGCAAUUGAUUGACUACAUCGGAGAACAGACUGCCCUUCUGAUAAAGUCCGUUCCAGAAGACCAACGGCUUGCAGUCGCCCUAAUCCUAAUCAUUUGGGUCAGUGCCCUGGCAAGUUCCCUGAUAGAUAAUAUUCCUUUCACAACAACCAUGAUUCCUGUGCUGCUAAAUCUGAGCCAGGCUGCUGAUGUAAACCUGCCAGUGAAACCUCUGAUUUUUGCCCUGGCGAUGGGAGCAUGUCUGGGAGGCAAUGGUACAUUGAUUGGAGCUUCAGCCAACGUAGUGUGUGCAGGGAUAGCAGAACAACAUGGCUAUGGCUUUUCCUUCAUGGCCUUUUUCAGGUUGGGGUUUCCAAUGAUGCUCGUCUCCACCACUAUCGGGAUGUGCUACCUCCUGGUCAUUCACGUUGUGCUGGGAUGGAACCAGUGACCUGGCCUUGAAAGAUGAAAGGGACCAUCGCCUGUGUACGCCACACCUUAUCUUCAACAGUUAAUGAAUCAGGAAAAAACUGGGAUGUCAGAGCGAAGAGAACUUGCCAAUAAAUCCACCACCUGUAGCCUCUGACAGGUGACAACCGUGACAAGGGAAUCUAUUACAUAAAAAGCACAUUUUUCUAAAACGUUUCAAAUGAUGUGUUUACAUUGGGGCAAACAAACCACUGUGGCCAUUUCAGACUGGAACCACAGAUCCUUUCAGCGAAUAUCCAGGCAGAUAGCAAUACAUUUCACUGGUUGCUCCGUUGAGCAGCCACUGGAGUUUAUCUUGAUAUGUCAAAUUAUUGAUAGUAAAAAAAAAUGAGUGUAUUCUCAAAAAUGUAAUAAAAUAU